This is a messenger RNA of Aureobasidium musti, 924 nucleotides long. The record is from the annotation of a GenBank genome assembly. Lineage: Eukaryota; Fungi; Ascomycota; Dothideomycetes; Dothideales; Saccotheciaceae.
GCCGCCGGCAUAAUAAUCGGCAACCCUCUGGACAUCGUGAAAGUAAACCUACAACGAGGAGACAGAGGAGCACCUUUACUCGUUUCCACCCCAGCACAACCAACACCACCAAUUCUACCAUCUGCCUCAACGACCUCCCAAACAACCAAUGCAGCCAAAAACCUCUCUACCUUGCUCAAAGGCACCGCAGCCCCAAUCCUCGGCUAUGGCGCUCUAAACGCAUUGAUGUUUAUAACCUACAACCGCUGCAUGGAAUCCUUGCAUCAAGACCCUGCUCACCCUUCCUCUCUGUCCAGAACCUGGCUCGCCGGUGCUCUGGGAGGUCUAGCCACUUUUCUCGUCUCUGCACCUACAGAAUUGAUAAAGUGCAGAGCGCAAGUCAGUGGCUCUGGACACAGUUCUUGGCAUAUUGCAAAGGAGCUGUGGAAGGAAAGAGGAUUGAGGGGUUUGUAUUGGGGUGGUGGCGUUACGAGUGUGAGGGAUAGUGUGGGUUAUGGGUUCUACUUCUGGUCAUAUGAACUGAGCAAGAGACUUCUCAUAUCGGAGAGGCUUGACGUCGAAAAACCAGAAUGGAUGACCAUCUUGCUCUGCGGUGGCAUCGCUGGUGUGGUGACUUGGGCCUCUGUGUUUCCAUUAGAUGUCAUAAAGACUAGAGUGCAAACUCAAGGCAUAUCAAGACAUCCGAUUGGCAUGGCUUCCGGAGAGCAGUCUGAGUUGCUCCCAUCUAGAGACUCGGGACGAUUAGGCACCAUACAGAUUGCAAGACAAGCUUACCGAGAAGAGGGAUUGUCCGUCUUCUUCCGUGGCUUGGGUGUCUGCAGUUUCAGAGCUUUCUUCGUCAAUGCUGUACAGUGGGCAGUGUAUGAAUGGAUGAUGCACAUCUUGCUACCCGCAAAGGCCGGGCCAAACUCAAACAAACAUGAC